This is a messenger RNA of Drosophila guanche, 1809 nucleotides long. Its product is annotated as zinc finger protein 569. Gene Ontology annotation, biological process: regulation of transcription by RNA polymerase II. The record is from RefSeq and is a predicted model, not a curated record. Gene Ontology annotation, molecular function: zinc ion binding; DNA-binding transcription factor activity; RNA polymerase II cis-regulatory region sequence-specific DNA binding. Gene Ontology annotation, cellular component: nucleus. Bases 105 to 1355 code for a protein of 416 amino acids. The transcript has 2 exons. Lineage: Eukaryota; Metazoa; Arthropoda; Insecta; Diptera; Drosophilidae.
GCCCGCUCUCUGGAUACUAAACUGCAGCAUUACUGUAAAUUGUGAUAAUUGAUUUCAAUUUAUUCCAUGUCGUUGGCACCGUGUGUGCGCCAUAGUCGACGACGAUGUUUGAAUCAAAAGCAAAACUUCGCGCGCAUCGUGCAGUUGCGGACUCCACCACUAACGCAGCCGCCGCCGCAGGAACUGGAACGGACUCGAGCAAGAUGCUGCUAUGCCGUGCCUGCCUGGUGCUGCUUCGACCCGAGGAUGUGUACUACGAUCUGUUUAGCGAGCAGGGCUUGGCGACCAAAUUCUUUUCAUGCACCGGUGGCGACUCGGACCUGCACAUACAGUUGAGGGAAGACGAACAACUGAAGGAUGAUGUGCCACAGCAACUGGUGCUGAAAAGCAUCUGUGAAUGCUGCUACCAGUUGGUACAGAAAUUCCACGACUUUCAACGCAUGUGCGAAGAGUCCUCCAGGAACUUUGAGAAGCUACUGGCGGUGGUCAACUCUCAGGAAACCGUCCACAAAUCCAUCCAGGAGCCAGAUGUAACCAACACCAGCUCUAGUCUGGCAGCAUACGAGACUCUGUCGGGGGGCGAGGAAGAGGUGCUUGCGAUUCAGGAAGUGAGAGCCACAGAAUUAAUAGAAGAAAUUGAGGAAGUCUACAUUGUUGAGGAUGAAACAGAAAAGAAAAAUCUGGGCAGGGAGAAGAUACCCAUAUCGUCGAGACAAAAUGUGCCCGGGCAACGCAAACAGGGACUGAGAUAUACGCUUAAUUGCAGCAAAUGCAAUCGGGGAUUCUACAAAAUCUCCUCGCUCGAGGCACACAUGAAGAAACACGAUGGGAUCAGUCCUCACACGUGCGUGCACUGCGGCAAGAGCUAUGCGCGGGCAAACCUACUCGAAACACACCUGCGCGAGAAGCACUUGGGCUCCACUCAGAGCAUGACUUAUCCGUGUCCCAGGUGCAAUAAGGUGUACAGUGCCUCGCGCAGUCUCAACUAUCACUUUAAGCGGGAGCACAAAAGUCAGCACAGGCAGGAGCUGCCAGCCGCCAUGCACAUGUGCGACAGGUGUGGCAAAGCGUAUGCGCGAAAGGCGAACCUUGUGCGCCAUCAGUGGGUGCACCGGAGUCUGGAUGAGCGCCAUCACGUGUGUCAGUUCUGCGGUCAGCGCUUCUACACGAAGCAAAACAUGGUGGAUCAUCUGCAGCGACGUCACACCAGCAGCAAGAGUCUGUUGAGGUGCAAGAAAUGUGGACGCAUCUUUCGAUCUCGAGCGGUGCUGGCCGUGCACCUAAGCAAGCAUGCAAGUGCCACAAUAGGUGGUGCAAGGCAGAAAAGGAGACGUUCCUCGAUCGUUAAAGAAUAGUUAGUUAAUAUUUUGUUUUUGUUUUAUUUAUAUGGUGGUUUUCAAUAACUUUUAAGCCAACUCAACUAGUUACAAUGAAUUCGAAUUACUACAAAAUUUAUUAUUACAUUUAGGUAGAUGGAAAAAUAAAGUCCUGCGUUGAAAUAAUCAUGAGAGAUGACGCGAUAUUUGCACGAUGAGUGAGUAGGUGUUGUUGUUUUUCGGGGUAGAGUUUUCUUUUCUUUCUUUAAAAUUAGCUAACAUUCACAUCAUUGCGGGGCGCAGCAUGAAUCAAUUCAAAUGCAAGUCGGUUGGCAUCGAUGAUUGGUUGAUCUGCUCUGCUUGCAUAUCUCAAAAUCAUGUAUAAAAAACAAUUAACUAAAAUUUAUGCUUAAGCUUAAAAAACGGACAGAUUUAAAACUUACACUUGUUACACCAUACCAUGACACACAUUUAGAAAUCAGUUAAUUUGUUU